Messenger RNA from Diplodia corticola, 2001 nucleotides. RefSeq names its product protein kinase. Lineage: Eukaryota; Fungi; Ascomycota; Dothideomycetes; Botryosphaeriales; Botryosphaeriaceae. Gene Ontology annotation, molecular function: ATP binding; protein kinase activity. Gene Ontology annotation, cellular component: nucleus. The coding region runs from base 1 to 2001 and encodes 666 amino acids. The record is from RefSeq and is a predicted model, not a curated record. The transcript has 6 exons. Gene Ontology annotation, biological process: protein phosphorylation.
AUGUCGACCCCUUCGACAGCGACCGCGGCUCUCCCUCCUCACCAGCACCACCAGUACUAUCCACCACAUCAUCAGUCGUGGCAGCCCCAGGUGUCGCAGCAUGUAAAUGGCUCGUCGCGUCUGACCAACUCGCACUACAACAACGCCUACCCCAGCCAGGAUCUGCGAAGGACGGCCACGGUCAACGCCCGCCAGCCGCAACAACCGGAGUCGUACCCCACCCACUACGCCGCCGACCAGCAGCAAUUGCCCAGCAUGCCCUCCCGCAGGCGGACCAACAAGCCCGACUGGGGCGAGUUCUACAAGAACGGCAUUCCCAAAGAGGUCAUCGUGAUUGAUGACGACAGUCCGGAGCCCCAGGCGCCACCCACUUCCAGGGCUGUCGCCGCAGUCGCUGCCGAUCGCCAUGCAGACAAGAAGCGCAAGACUGCGACCUCGACCGCCUACGAUCCCGUCUACCACCAAAACACGUCAUACUCCACCACCGAGACGCCCAUGUACCCCGGCACGCCUUCGAACCACACCAUCUCCACCGACCGCACCGCCUCCGCCAUACACACUACUGCGUCGACAUCGCUCGGAUCGACGAUUAGCAAUGGAGCAUAUGCCGCUCAGCUGGAGGAUGCUGCGGUCGGCCAGAAGCGGAAGCGCACAACGCGCAGAACGACGCUGGAUGAGGCCAAAGAAGCCAAGCGACGAGAGACCGAACAGCAACAGGAGCACUGGACCAGCUACAUCCCGCCCAAGCAGCCUCCCAUCAAGGCCAAGGAUGUCUACGUCAAGGUCGUUCCUGAUAAGUACCGCCCCAACGAGAAGGUGGAUGACGAAGAUGGUCACUAUGUCGUCCAUCCCGACGCAGACAUCACCGAGAAGUACCAAAUAGUGAAGUUGCUCGGGCAGGGCACUUUCGGCAAGGUCGUCGAGGCUUUCGACAAGAAAAAGGGCAACAAGGUCGCCAUCAAGGUCAUCCGAUCGGUUCAAAAAUAUCGCGAUGCAUCUCGCAUCGAGCUUAGAGUCCUGUCGACGCUUGCCUCGAACGACCCGCACAACCGCAAUAAGUGCAUCCACCUGCGCGACUGCUUCGAUUUCCGAAACCACAUCUGCAUUGUCACAGACCUGUACGGCCAGAGUGUAUUUGACUUCCUCAAGUCGAACCAAUUUGUGCCUUUCCCCAGUACCCACAUCCAAACUUUUGCGCAUCAACUUCUUACCAGCGUUGCUUUUCUUCACGACUUACACCUCAUUCACACCGAUUUGAAGCCGGAGAAUAUCCUGCUCGUCAACAAUGCAUACCAGACCUUCACGUACAACCGAACAAUACCGUCAUCAUCUACCGCGACUGCUCGUUCGGCUCGCCACAGGAAGGUCUUGUUGAAUCCCGAGAUUCGCCUGAUCGAUUUUGGCUCAGCCACUUUCGACGACGAAUAUCACUCUUCUGUGGUUUCAACCCGUCACUACCGCGCACCUGAGAUUAUUCUCAACCUUGGAUGGAGUUACCCGUGCGACAUUUGGAGUAUCGGCUGUAUUUUGGUUGAGUUUUUCACCGGGGAUGCUCUUUUCCAGACUCAUGACAAUCUGGAGCAUCUCGCGAUGAUGGAGGCUGUUUGUGGUGGCAAGUUGGAUAAGCACUUGAUCAGGCAGGUCCUGGCUAAGGACAGGGGACAGUCCCGCAACCCCGCUUCACAGUACUUCAAGGGCCAGAAGCUCGACUAUCCCAACACGGAUACGCCCAAGGCUUCUCGGAAGUAUGUCAAGGCCAUGAAGCGGCUGCAGGAGACAAUCCCGCCUCACACCGAGUUCAACAUGCACUUUCUCGACCUGCUAAAGAGGAUAUUUGUGUAUGACCCAUCGAAGCGCAUCUCGGCCAAGGAGGCUCUCAACCACCCCUGGUUCACCCAGAGGAUCGAGGACGAUGGCACUGAGGCACUCAAGAUCCGAAAGAAGCAGGAGCGGGCGAAGGCCGAGAAGGCUAGGCAGGCGACGGAGAACGGGUACCGGUGA